CUGUCACGAGUACGCUCGAGCCGGAGAGCUGCCGGUUGUGAAUUUUCUUCAAAGUCGCGCAGUAUCGGAAUGGUUGGACACGCCGAGAAGCACAGACGGUGAUAGUGCAAUGAUCGGCCCACCGCACCUAUUGCAAGUACACGACGGUUCCAGUUCUGGGCAAUUGUAGACUCGUUCGUAUGGAACAUCAUGCGUGAUCUCGCCCAGGCAACUCCAAGAAUAACGGCGGCGAACGGUUGCCCUCCCGUGGCCACCGUGUAUCGUGAUGUUCGUGGUACGCGCGAGUAUCGGCGAGCUACGCGAUCCGAAGUAUCCAACGCUGAACUUCACCUAGCUGGCCUAUCAGAACGUUUGGGGCUACCCGGGAUGUUCCUCAUGCAGGGGCAUAGACGCGUCUAUAGUGCAGAUGAGGCUGACAAGUGCUUCAUGUCACCCAACAUAUGCAAGAGGUGUACGCACGGACGGGACGGUUCUCACUAGAUGCCGCAGAGCCUCAAGUCGCUUAGAGCGUUGAGUCCGGGUAUUGAGUCCAGAAGGUCGUCAUUGGAUGGAAGCCGGCGCG
Alternaria alternata is the source of this 562-nucleotide messenger RNA. RefSeq lists its product as hypothetical. NCBI's taxonomy places the organism in Eukaryota, Fungi, Ascomycota, Dothideomycetes, Pleosporales, Pleosporaceae. The coding region runs from base 190 to 480 and encodes 96 amino acids. The transcript has a single exon. The record is from RefSeq and is a predicted model, not a curated record.